AGCACGCAACCUCCAAUAUAUAAUGCUGGAGGAAAUUGCAUAGAAAGAAUACUAAUGUAUCUUUUGCUUUGCUACAAACAGCUCUUUUCAUCCAAUUUGGCAAUGAAUUGAUAUGUUUCAUUUUUUAAAGAUAAUUUACAUGAAUUUGCAUGGUAAAAAAAUACCAAAAACCGCCGUCAGCCAUGCUGUCAAACAAGGGAACGUCAGUCCAAUAUCGAUCGCAAUGAAAACAAACAGAAAACAGGUGUAAAACGGUAGAGAUCUGCAAGGAAAAAUCAUUCCGUAAAUUCAGGAAAACUCAGCUUGCCAUCAUGUCUCAUCGUAAUUUAACCGAAUUGUUUCAUAUGCUACGAAACAAUGCUGUGCAUAACCGGAACGUUGGUUAUGAAAAUCACUCGGACAACGAAAAUCUGCUUGAGCCAGCGGGAAAAUCGAGCGAACAACCACGAUGGAUUGGAAAGUACGAUGAAGCGAACUAUUUGCUGUUCAAGAUUCAGGAACGUAUCAACGAGGUAAAAAAGCUUCAAACGGCAGAAGUUCGGUCGGUUCUGAGUGAUGAAAAUAACACCAGUAGCAGCACGACUGAAAGCUACAUGAUGGAAAUAAAACAGCUCAUUUGUAGGUGUCACGACAAUAUCAACUCUUUACGCCGAAUGGAUAAUGGGCUGGAGGAAAUUCUGUUAAAAAACAUUCAGAAGCACUGUUUGAUAAUGUUACAGGGCUUGACGGAGCAGUACCGGCUGCUGCAGGCACACAAAACAGCUCGCACUUUGAAAGCAAACGAGCCGGGUCUGUCUGGUGUCGGUCCGAGUGGUAUAGGGGGAAGCAGCAGCAGCAGCAGUAACAGCACGAUUAUUCGUAACACAUCAUCCAAUCCGGUCGACACGUUCGAUAACUUUCUGCAGAUGGAAUCGGAUGGGCGCGGUGCCGGCGCUGGUGCCAGCUUCGACGACGACGGGGACGAUCAGCAGCUGUUGGACGAUUUCUUUCAGCUGCCCGCCACCGGUCUCACCAUCAACCAGAAGCAGAUCAUGCUGAUACAGGCGGACAACACGAAGCUGCUGAAGAGCCGGGAGGACGAGGUGUUGCGCAUGACGAAUUCGAUAACCGACCUGAACGUCAUCUUUAAGGACAUCUCGAAGUUAAUACAGGAGCAGGGUACGAUACUGGACCGGAUCGACUACAACAUCGAAUCGGCACAGGUGCGCGUCAGUGACGGGCUGCGCCAGCUGCAAAAGUCCGAAUCGUACCAGCGCAAAAACCGAAAGAUGCAUUGCAUAAUGCUGCUAGCGUUCGCAAUUAUGUUUAUGAUAAUAUUAAUCAUCUUUACCAAGCUGUAAGCGUGAGACGCUACAUUCCAAACGGCACCGACAAUGGAUUACGGUAAGUCAGUGUUAUUUAUUAUUUUAUGUUCUGAUUCUAUCCUCUGAUACGUGUGCAGCCUUAUUUAUGUUUACUACUUUAAAUGUAAUUAUAAAAUAUUUCUUUCUACACG
Anopheles funestus (African malaria mosquito) is the source of this 1495-nucleotide messenger RNA. RefSeq names its product syntaxin-16 (gene Syx16). Gene Ontology annotation, molecular function: SNARE binding; SNAP receptor activity. The coding region runs from base 312 to 1340 and encodes 342 amino acids. Gene Ontology annotation, biological process: vesicle-mediated transport; vesicle fusion; intracellular protein transport. The record is from RefSeq and is a predicted model, not a curated record. Gene Ontology annotation, cellular component: endomembrane system; membrane; SNARE complex. The transcript is spliced from 5 exons. NCBI's taxonomy places the organism in Eukaryota, Metazoa, Arthropoda, Insecta, Diptera, Culicidae.